Temnothorax curvispinosus is the source of this 1667-nucleotide messenger RNA. Its product is annotated as Down syndrome critical region protein 3 homolog. The transcript is spliced from 6 exons. The coding region runs from base 321 to 1220 and encodes 299 amino acids. NCBI's taxonomy places the organism in Eukaryota, Metazoa, Arthropoda, Insecta, Hymenoptera, Formicidae. The record is from RefSeq and is a predicted model, not a curated record. Gene Ontology annotation, cellular component: endosome. Gene Ontology annotation, biological process: intracellular protein transport.
GAGCGUCUGCUGACAGGGCUGACUGUCGGCGGCGAACAGCUGAUCGUAAAUCACGAUUCGAGAUGACAGCUGUCUACUCGCGAAACUUUUAAACUUUGCCUUCAGCAGGUGGAUCACUUAUCAGUCUUAUCACCUUUCUUUUGCCAAGUUGUACUGUACAUUUGGAAUAAAUCUAUAUCUAUGGAAUUAACUGAAGAACAUCGAGCGCAUUAGCGACUUCACUCGACUGUGUGCGACUUCUCUUGACAGAUGAGCUGAUGACGUUUUCAAAUACACUCCUUUGACAAACGUCAAAAAGAAAGUUGAGGACCACCCGCAAAAUGUCUAUCAAUAUAGACAUAAAAUUGAAACGUGCGAGCAAGAUAUAUCGCGAAGGGGAGGUGGUUGCCGGUCUGAUACUGUUGAAAACCAACUCGGACGUGAAGCACGAUGGCAUAUUUCUCACCAUGGAAGGCUCGGUGAAUUUGCAGCUUAGCUCCAAGAAUGUCGGUAUCUUCGAGGCGUUUUAUAACUCCGUUAAGCCAAUACAGUUAGUACAAUAUACCCUGGAUGUUGCUCCAUCGGGAAAGAUUCCAAGUGGCAAGACGGAAAUACCAUUUGAAUUGCCAUUAAAGCCAAGGGGAAACAAAUCCCUUUACGAAACGUAUCACGGCGUCUUUGUGAAUAUACAGUACCUGAUACGCUGUGACAUAAAAAGGAGCUUCCUCGCUAAGGAUGUGAGCAAAUCGUUGGAGUUUAUAGUCGAGGACAGGUCAAGCGCCAAGGUGGAGAAGGAUCACAGUAAGAUCGUGUUCUUCAAAAUAAUGCCGGAGUCUCUGCAAAAUACUCGGGACCGACCCAACGUACCGAGGUUUUGCAUCUCGGGAAGAUUAGAUUCCCUAUACUGCAAACUCUCCGAACCUCUGACAGGAGAAGUAGUGAUCGAACAGUGCGACGCCAUUAUAAAGUCUAUAGAGUUACAAUUGGUGAGAGUAGAAACUUGCGGAUGUGCGGAGGGAUAUUCUAGAGACGCGACGGAGAUACAAAACAUACAAAUUGGGGAAGGUAAUGCUUGCACAAAUCUCGCUAUUCCAAUUUAUAUGAUAUUUCCGAGAUUAUUUACGUGUCCUACGUUGAGCACGAGCAACUUCAAAGUUGAAUUCGAGGUAAACCUUAUCGUUGUGUUUGAAGACGAUUAUUUAGUCACCGAGAAUUUUCCUAUCAUAUUAUCGCGAUAUUGAAAGUUGUAGAAAUAAAAAUAUUGUGUAAAAUAGUGUGUCCAUAUAUAUAUAUAAAUUUUUGCCAUAUAAAAUAUAUAUUUAAUUGCCACAUAUGUAUUUCAAAAAUGUAUAUAAAAGAUAAUGUUUUUUACACAUACGCACCAGUGGACGAGUUCGUUAUAACCGAAGGCUUGACAUAAAAAGGCUGUAAAUGCCAAAAAUACAAAUCACAGAAAAGUUGUUUAAACAAAAUUUUUUUCUUGUAUACAUUUUUUAAAGCACUUGUAGUUUUUUUACGCUAUUUAUGUUGGCACAUGGAGCCUAUUUUUUAUGAAAAUGUGGCAUUUGGCAACCCUCUUCUUUUAUGUCAAGAUUUCAACUUAUAGCAAUAUCAAAUUUCCAUAAAUUUUCAUUCUUACUCUUCUCUUAUUCAAAUCCUGCCUUCUGAAUAAAUAAUCUAUAAUAUUU